UAGUUGUAGGCUCAAACCCAAAUCUCUCCUUCUUCCUCUUCGUCCGCACGCUCAAGCAACAGACUCCUUCCUUCAUGAUCAUGAUGCUUGCUUUAUACGACUUGUGACGAGACCCAUCAGUGUAUGUGACGGAAAAUCUCUCCAGCAAUUGGAUUUAGGCGAUAACAAGCCUUUUCAUUCGAACAGAAGUUGAUUACAGGACCUGUAGAUUCACCAUCUCCGCCCCCAAGCCAUGAGCUGUGAAGUUUGUCAACUCAAAGAAUUGGAAGUGGGUCACUUUGAGUUUGAGAUACAAGAAGUUCUGCGCUGCAUUCUGCAUACAAUCUUGUUUCAUCGAGCUCUAGGUCUUGUGAGGCCCAAAGAUGCUGAUUUGGAACUUUUUGAUAUUACAUAUGUCCAAUGUGGAGAUUUGGAAAUUGAAAAGAAAAUCGAGGAGAAGAUAGAGCAAUUUAUUAGUUGGGUAGAGAAACACCCCAACAAAAAGAGUCAGAUAUGUUUGUCAUUCUAUGAAGUGAAGAAUAAACAAGCCUCUUGGUUCACAAACAAAAUAGAACGCCUAUAUUGGGAACAGUGGUACAUCAAUUUGAAUGUGUCCCAACUUCCAAGGACACAUUCUAGCAAGUCUCAUCGUACCAAAGUUGUAGUUGAGCCAGGAGUAGAGAAUGCCAUGGAGGAGAGAAGCGCUCGAAGGGCAGCUCUUGAAGCAUCUCUUCGUGAUGUAAUGUUUCAAAUAAUUAAAUUUGUGAACGAGAAGAAGGAUCAUGUUCCCCCUAUACCAAAUCGUGAGGGUGUAAUUUCUUAUCCUUAUGAAAUCACUAUUCCCAGCUCGUCGGAUUCUGCAUUUGGGAUGGACAUGAUCAAGAGGAUGCUUCAGACUGGACAUCCAACCAUGCUUAGCUGAACUUUGUUAUGUCAAUUCUCCAGCGGUGGCUCUUCCUAAUCUCACUAAGAGGUCAAUAUGUGCUCCUGUUAAAGGGUGUCUAUAGACGUUUUUAACUUACAAAGCUGGCAACCUUGUGCAGAAGAAGGCUGCCGCUGAGCAAUGACAUGGGGGCAUGGACCUGGUUCCAAAGUGCACAUCUUUUUCUAUAUUUUGUACAUAUUCUUUAUUUGUAUACUUAUCACACCGUCCACUAUUUUUCAAGAAUCCAGUCUUUUCCACUA
Molecule: messenger RNA, 1164 nt
Organism: Humulus lupulus (European hop)
Lineage: Eukaryota; Viridiplantae; Streptophyta; Magnoliopsida; Rosales; Cannabaceae
Product: autophagy-related protein 101
Exons: 7
Coding region: 233-901 (222 amino acids)
Biological process (GO): autophagy; autophagosome assembly
Cellular component (GO): phagophore assembly site
Source: RefSeq, a predicted model, not a curated record